Molecule: messenger RNA, 876 nt
Organism: Mytilus trossulus (common blue mussel)
Lineage: Eukaryota; Metazoa; Mollusca; Bivalvia; Mytilida; Mytilidae
Product: galactose-binding lectin-like
Exons: 2
Coding region: 1-876 (291 amino acids)
Source: RefSeq, a predicted model, not a curated record
AUGACUUCAACUUUUUUAAUCAAACACAAAUCAGGCGGAAAGUUUAUACAUCCGAAAGGUGGAGAUAGUCACCCCAGUAAUGGCACAAAAUUGCUUCUUCAUCAAGAUAUACACGACAAAAUGUAUUUUAAGUUCGAUGUCAUUGAAGGUCAUUGGGGUUACAUUCGGCACGUUAGCAGCGGAAAAAUUGUUCAUCCUGAUGGCGGCCAGUUGUUUCCAGGCGAUGAUACCAACCUUGUUCUUCACUCAGAUCAUCAUUCUGGCGCACUUUUUGCACUUGAUAACGUUGAUGAUUACAUAAUUCAUAAAGGGGGUAAAUUUGUUCAUCCGGACGGCGGAAGUCCAAAUCCUGGUAAUGACACAGACGUGGUCCUGCACAAAGACAAGCACGAUGCUAUGAAAUUUCAAUUUGUUUCACCACACGACAUCAACAAAGAAGUCUUGAUCUAUGGAAACACAUCGGUGAAUGGUCAUUGGAGAAGAAUCAAUGCAAUCAUAAACCCAAAGGCAGAACAUACACAUACAAUAAGCUACACCGUGGGAAAGUCCAAGACGGAAAGCAGGAGUUCCACUUUUUCCUUUAAAUGGGAGGUCUCCGGUGGCAUUUUAGCCCACACUGCAUUAGGAUCUGUCACAGGCUCAGUGUCAGCUUCGACAGAAUAUAUGAUAAAGAAAGCGUCAUCAAGUACUUGGUCGGAGGAAAAAACCGUUACCAAUACAAUCAUAGUCGAUCCAGGAAAAACUGUAGUGACAUGGCAGUAUGUAUUUGAUGUUGCCCAAUGUGAUCAUAAAGCUAUCUUUCACAGUAACAUUCUGGCUGACACUGAUGACGUAAUGAAUACACCGGGAGAAUUGGAUGGUGUUGCAUAUGACUAA